Molecule: messenger RNA, 309 nt
Organism: Suillus bovinus
Lineage: Eukaryota; Fungi; Basidiomycota; Agaricomycetes; Boletales; Suillaceae
Exons: 2
Coding region: 1-309 (102 amino acids)
Source: RefSeq, a predicted model, not a curated record
AUGCAGUGGGAGAAGCAUGGCAUUGCAACGAAAAUCCAAGCAGCUCGCGCAGAGAGUUCCUCUGAAGCUGCUUCCCUUAACGGACACAAGGCUCUGACACCAAUAAUUGCUGGCAGCGUUUGUGGAGGUGUGCUGGUCAUUGCAUGGACUGUUUACCUCAUCUGGUAUCUACUCAAACGCCGAAAAACGGAAGAUCGGAAUCCUCCUAAAGAGAGCAAUGAGGUGGAACAAUACAUCAUGCCCCCAGAUCCAGCUAUCUUACAAAGAGGCACGGCACCCGACGAGCACGGCCCACGCAUAUCCGUCUAG